Molecule: messenger RNA, 732 nt
Organism: Linum tenue
Lineage: Eukaryota; Viridiplantae; Streptophyta; Magnoliopsida; Malpighiales; Linaceae
Source: the annotation of a GenBank genome assembly
CUUACCAUUUCGUUGGCGCAAAAUAGCAAACCUCUGUCGUUUAAGCUUUGGCAAGAAAAAGGGCGAAAAAAUCAAAUCAGCAGUCGAGAGAAGAGAAGCUUUGAGAUAACCGGCGACCAUGGCAGCACCUGAGCCGCCGAGUUCAUCACAGAAAGUGAUCAUCCAAUUGAAAGCCACCGCUGAUGCUCCCAUACUCAAGCAAACAAAGUUCAAGCAGAUGCUUGGGACUGAUAAAUUUGCAAAGGUGAUCGACUUCUUGCGUCGUCAACUUCAUAGAGAAACAGUGUUUGUCUACAUCAACAGUGCAUUCUCACCAAAUCCGGAUGAAUUAGUGAUUGAUCUUUUCAAUAAUUUUGGUGUUGAUGGUAAGCUGCUGGUGAACUAUGCUUGUUCCGUGGCGUGGGGCUAACUUGACUUCAUCACAUGUUGCCAAAGUCCUUAACAGUUCAUACACUGAUUCAUUCAUACAAGGGAGGAACAUUAUCUGUAGAUAGAGUUUGUAGUUUGUAGUUUGAAGAUUAUGAUCAGAUAUGAUUUGGAUAGAAGAAGAAAAACAGUUUUAGUUUACUUUACCUCCUCUUUUCAUCAGGGUGCCAAUGUCUUGUAAUUUGUACCAAGUAUUGACAAUGUAUGCAUAUUGAGUUUGAAUGCCUCAAGCUCAUACCCAGCCGAAUUAUUUUUCCACUCCGUGUUUUGAUCCUCCCUUUCAUUUCUCAUUUGAACAUAUUCGGG